UGCGCGCGGAAUGCGGAAGCGCCCGGUCUGACACGUGACGCCCCUCCCCUGUGGCUGGAGAGCUGAGUGACCCGGCGGAGGCUGCAGCGGGCGGGCGGCAUGAAGCGCUGUGUGGUCAGUGUGAGGGGCGGGAAGGACAAGCACGGGGUGGCCGCGGCUUCCCUGCAGGAGCUCAGUGAUAAAGCCAUCGCACUCCUGCAGUUGGAUCCUGCGCAGGGCCCGAGUACCCUGGUCCUGGCAGAAGAUGGGACCAUUGUUGAGGAUGAAGAUUACUUCCUCUGCUUACCUGAAGACACAGAGUUUGUGGUGCUAAUGGGAGACAAGAAGUGGGCUUCCUGCACAGUAGAUGGAGGCACGGCAUGGCUGGCCCGGGAAUCGGUUGACCUGGAUGAUAUAGACAGCGGGCAGCUUCCAGAAUGGAAAGUGUUAGCUGCGCAGUUAAGGGAAAACCUGUCUAAUAUCAUUCUGCUGUCAGAGUCCGACUUUCAGACUCUCAUUGAUGUGCCGACUGUGGAGCUCGGUAGAGAGAUGGCUGUGGAUCCCAUCAAGGCUGAAAUGCUGAAAGAUACCCUCCAGGGCCUGCUGGACCGCCGGGAGGAGGAGCGUCGGUCUACGGAGCUGCUGCAGCUCUAUGUAACCGCUGUGACAAAAGACGAAACUGAUGGGUGCAAUGUAACAGAGCCUGACAGUAUUGGUGACGCAGAUGGGACAGAGGGCAGGAAGAGCCGGCUCUCCAGCAACAUAAUUACAGUACUGAGGGAAAAGAGGUUGCCGCAUCUCAGCCUAUCAAAUGAGCAGCUAGAGCUGUUGCUAUGGUGUCUGCAGGCGGUCUGUGCGCAGGACGCUGAUGCUCUGUCGGUGGAUUUGAAAUGGACUCCUGAGAAUGUCCGGAAGUUGCAGACGACCUGUGCGGAGCAGCUACAGCUACGAUAUGAGCAGGUGCAAUGUAUGAACUCUCUGUCAAGUGUGUCACAGAGCAAGAGAAAACGUGUGCCCUAGGGCCGGGGAGAAGCGGAGGUCACAGCCAGUGUGAGGAGCAGAGGUUGUGUGUGGCGCUCUAGUACAUGCCUCAGCCGCAGGCCAACAAAUGAACACGGCCGUAUCCGCUCAGGACAUCAUAAACUGCACUUUCCUAUAAAUGUGAAGAGUGGUAACAUUUUACGGCCCACCCGUACGGACGCGUUUGUGCCUAUUGGUGACACAGAUAUGUCAGGUGCAAUUACAACAGCAUUCUAAGGCUGACAUGAUGAUGUCACAGCUGUCUUCUUAUAACUGAUGAUGUCACUAGUUUCUCAUUAUUACAUUAUGGUCUACAUGGAAUUACAGUGUGUUACUGGUAUAUUUUAGAUGUGAUUCAUCUACUACCGGUCCCAGCCGUGGGUACUCUCAUCACUAUUAUGUGCCAUUGGCAGUAGUGUAUAAAUGCAACUUAUGGUUUGUACUUGUUUUAUGUACAUAGGGGGUCAUUCCGAGUUGAUCGCUAGCUGCAUUCGUUCGCUGUGCAGCGAUGAGGCAAAAAAAGGCACUUCUGCGCAUGCGUAUGCGCGAUGUAAUAUUACAACGAACGAUGUAGUUUCACACAGGGUCUAGCGAUGCUUUUCAGUCGCAAUGUCAGCCGCAGAGUGAUUGACAGGAAGUGGGCGUUUCUGGGUGUCAACUGCCCGUUUUCAGGGAGUGUUCGAAAAAACGCAGGCGUGGCUGGGCGUACGCAGGGCGUGUUUGUGACGUCAAAACAGGAACUGAACAGUCUGAAGUCAUUGCUGAGUAGGUCUGGAGCUACUCUGAAACUGCACAAAAAUAAAUUGUAGCCGUUCUGCGAUCCUUUCGUUCACACUUCUGCUAAGCUAAAAUACACUCCCAGUGGGAGGCGGCAUAGCGUUUGCACGGCUGCUAAACACAGCUAGCGAGCGAUCAACUCUGAAUGACCCCCAUAGCGUGUUGCACUAGAGUCUGUAUUUUUGGGGGAUUUUUAUCUUAAUCUUAACAGUAGCUCGAUACUUACUUUGCCGCAGAAAUAAAACAGUUGUUGCUAAUCUCGCUAUAAA
Pseudophryne corroboree (corroboree frog) is the source of this 2045-nucleotide messenger RNA. It is a transcript of the gene DFFA, whose product is annotated as DNA fragmentation factor subunit alpha. Gene Ontology annotation, biological process: regulation of apoptotic process; apoptotic process. The transcript is spliced from 6 exons. Bases 100 to 999 code for a protein of 299 amino acids. NCBI's taxonomy places the organism in Eukaryota, Metazoa, Chordata, Amphibia, Anura, Myobatrachidae. The record is from RefSeq and is a predicted model, not a curated record.